This is a messenger RNA of Exophiala spinifera, 786 nucleotides long. RefSeq lists its product as uncharacterized. NCBI's taxonomy places the organism in Eukaryota, Fungi, Ascomycota, Eurotiomycetes, Chaetothyriales, Herpotrichiellaceae. The transcript is spliced from 2 exons. The coding region runs from base 1 to 786 and encodes 261 amino acids. The record is from RefSeq and is a predicted model, not a curated record.
AUGGCAGACAACAAGAAGAUCAUUCUCAUCACGGGAGCCAAUUCAGGCAUCGGCCUCGAUACAGCUCACGCCCUGGUGUCUGCGUCGGCAAACAACCAUGUCAUCAUGGCGUGCCGCGACAAAUCCAAGGGUGACAAGGCUCUUGAAUCCUUGAAAUCAUCUCCAUCCUCAUCCUCCUCCAGCGGCGCCGCGCUACUCGGCACACUCAGCCUUCUGGAACUUGACAUCACCAUGGACGAUAGUAUCUCCGCAGCAGUGGCGACUGUUACGGCCGACUUUGGAAGACUGGACGUCCUGAUUAACAACGCAGGUAUAAUGAACAUCAGGCCCUCCAGCCGUCGGGCUGAUUUACUGAGCACGUAUAAUACCAAUGCCGCGAGUCCUUUGAUUUUCACGGAGCAGAUGCUGCCUCUUCUCAAGAAGAGUGCGGACCCAAGAGUCAUCAACGUCUCAAGUGGAUUGGGGAGUGUGACGGACAAAUACGACCCCGAGAGCCAGUACUACAAGGUUCCAGGCGAGCCAUAUCGCAUGUCCAAGGCGGCGAUGAACAUGGCGACCGCGUGCAUGUACGCGAGCUAUAAGGACUGGGGCUGUAAGGUAUGGAGCUUCGAUCCGGGGUUCGUGGUGACGAACUUGUCCGGUGUAGAAAACAGGGGCAGACGGGUUAGUAUGGGGGCAGAGAGUUCCGAGACCAGUGCUAAAGGGCUGAGGGAGAUUGUGGAUGGUUUGAGAGAUGGUGAGGUUGGGAUAUUUAUUGGACGAGAGGGUUCUACAUUGCCCUGGUAA